Messenger RNA from Rhipicephalus microplus (southern cattle tick), 579 nucleotides. RefSeq lists its product as uncharacterized. NCBI's taxonomy places the organism in Eukaryota, Metazoa, Arthropoda, Arachnida, Ixodida, Ixodidae. The record is from RefSeq and is a predicted model, not a curated record.
AUAAAUACCCAAUAUUCAGCACGUAGACUUCAUCACGUAUUGUCGUACGAAUUGAGUACGAAUGAGCAAAGCAGAAUAUCUUCUUUACAACUAACGACGAUUCAGCAGUCCACCAACUCAGCACUGGGACUCAAUAGCGCAAAUCCAUAUCUAUUCCUAAAAGCCAGGAUGAUGAAGAUUACUCUAUGUGCAGUAAUUUUGCUACAGGCAUCUUUAAACCUUUGUGAACGUGUCAUAGACUUUAAAGAUUGCAUACCCGGACCUACCCCAACCUAUGUUAACUGCACCAAUGAAAAUAUAACAGUACAGCACGGAAGAAUCGAAGGCACGCCACCGCCACUGUGCCAAGGCUUCUAUUGUUGGAAUGGAACCUUGACACCGAUAGGAUGUCCGUCACCAAAGCCUGUUAAAAUUGAUGCCUACACGGACGUCCCUCACAAUGGAUCAUGGCCUCUGUGCUGCUAUUAUCAGCGUGAAUGUGAUUACAAACGGUGGAAGUACUGAAAUACGGGCUGCUUGGUGCACGUUAUUGUUAAUGGCAAAAAUAUUUAACCAAACAAACGAAGUCAAGCUACCGGA